Molecule: messenger RNA, 390 nt
Organism: Pneumocystis jirovecii RU7
Lineage: Eukaryota; Fungi; Ascomycota; Pneumocystomycetes; Pneumocystales; Pneumocystaceae
Exons: 4
Coding region: 1-390 (129 amino acids)
Source: RefSeq, a predicted model, not a curated record
AUGGAACCGAUUAUAAACAAUAACAAUAUAUUAUUAAGGAAUACAACACAUGAUAUUUUGCAACAAAUUAAACCAAAAUCUAAAAUAAUAGGAAAUGAUUUUAAAACAAUUAUUCCAUUGGAUAUAAAAAAUCAAAUAGUUCUUUGCCACAAAACAGCAAAUGAACUUUUAAACCAAUUUUGGGUGAGAUUUUUAUCCAGCGAAAAAACAAUUAUUUCACAACUUCCUCAAAUUGUUAAUUCAUUAAAAAAAACAAGCAGUAGAAUUGAUUCUAUUAUCAAAUCCAAUAAUAUUACUAUAAAUAAGUUGGAAAUAGUUAAGAAUUAUUUUAAACCAACGAUCAUUGCUAUUAUGAAAGCUCUUGAAGAAUACAAAAAUUUGGGAUUAUAG